This is a messenger RNA of Ctenocephalides felis (cat flea), 1725 nucleotides long. Its product is annotated as protein phosphatase 1L. The record is from RefSeq and is a predicted model, not a curated record. NCBI's taxonomy places the organism in Eukaryota, Metazoa, Arthropoda, Insecta, Siphonaptera, Pulicidae. Gene Ontology annotation, molecular function: cation binding; protein serine/threonine phosphatase activity. The coding region runs from base 116 to 1606 and encodes 496 amino acids. The transcript is spliced from 4 exons. Gene Ontology annotation, biological process: protein dephosphorylation.
CAACACUCAAUGAUGUUAUUAUUUUGCUUAUGCGCGCAAAUAUUUUUUUAAUAUUUACAUUUCCCCAUCUGUGAUAAACAAAUAGCCGACUCCACAAAUAUAUAUUCACACUUAAAUGGAGGACGAACUCGAAGAUCGAAUACUGUAUCAGACGUACGUUUCCCAUAUGAGAAUUUUAUCCCGAUUCGCAGUGGGUUUCCCAUUGAAUGGACCCCUUAAUUAUUUAUUGAGAAUUUGCAGAGUCUAUCUAUUAAGGCCGGAGGUUUUAAUAUGUGGUGUUAUAUUGUGUCUGUUGUUGGUAUAUUUGCAAGCUGUCGAAGUAUGGAGUCGGGGGCUCAUGGGAAGGCUGCAGUAUUCAUUGAGUAGACAGAAUAACCCGAACAAAAAUGUUUUCAUCAUCACACAAUCAUCUGCCGAGAGACAGAGCUGGGAGCUGAAGAGCAGCUCGAGCGCUGCAUAUGCAAUACAGGGCAGGAGACCACGGAUGGAAGAUAGGUUUAUAAUAAAUGAGAAUAUCAACGACACCGGAGUCGCGCUAUUUGCAAUAUUCGACGGUCAUGGAGGAGAAUUUGCAGCUAACUAUGCCAAAGAAUUUCUGAUUCAAAACUUAUUCAAUAGGGUAGUCGACAUAAAAAAUAUUGCUUCAGGUAAUACCAAAUCUAAUAAUAAUAACGUUAAUUUAAUUUUAUUCUAUUUCAAUUUUUUUUAUCCAGGAAAGUCUCCAAAAAUAACCCUGGAUCCGUGCCAACCAAACGAUUCAGAAAAGAAGGAUGCGGAAAAACCGCCUGCAUCACCAUUACUAACAAAUAGGAAUAAAAUGAAAAAGACUUUAAGUGUAGCAGAAGAUGCAUUGAAUAAAUCUACGAAUGUAACGGAUCCUGAAUUACUGAAGAAAUUGGAUUCGUUGCAAAGGCCGAUAACCAAAGAAGUCAGGCCUUGCAAACCGGUGGGAAAGUCUCCUGUUAUACCAAGUGAAAGUUAUUUAGAUGGUUCUGGGAAGAUCGAUUAUGGGAAGCUGUUGACUGAUGAGGUUCUUGCAGCUGAUCGACUGCUUGUUGAAAAAGCUAAGAAAACUAUCGACGUCGCCGGAACAACUGCCCUCAUCGGAAUAUUGGAAGGAACGCGUCUCGUCGUGGCCAACGUUGGAGACUCGAGAGGAGUUAUGUGCGAUUCCAAGGGAAACGCCAUUCCUCUGUCUUUCGACCAUAAGCCACAGCAGAUGAGAGAAAGAAAACGAAUCAAAGAAGCAGGAGGCUUCAUCGAAUUCAACGGCGUUUGGAGAGUAGCAGGAAUCCUGGCGACUUCCAGAGCAAUGGGCGACUAUCCUCUCAAAGAUAGAAAAUUAGUAAUCGCAGACCCAGAUAUUCUAACAUUCGAAUUAAACGAUCACAAGCCAUUGUUCAUUGUCCUGGCCUCCGAUGGUUUGUGGGACACGUUUUCAAACGAAGAAGCCGUGGCCUUCAUCAAAGACAGGUUAGACGAACCCCAUUACGGAGCUAAAAGCAUCACCUUACAGAGUUAUUACCGAGGCAGCGUUGAUAAUAUAUCCGUCAUAGUUGUAAUUUUUAAAGAUAAUCAGCUAAAAGUUGCGUCUUUUACCAAAUAAUAGUCCGUUGUAAACGAUUUUAAAUUUUAAUCCAAGAUAAAAUUGAAUAUACAUUUUGAAAAAUUUAAUCCUUUUGAAAUCUAUCGUACUUACUAAAAACAUUCAAGAAUUAAAUAAAC